Neolamprologus brichardi is the source of this 585-nucleotide messenger RNA. NCBI's taxonomy places the organism in Eukaryota, Metazoa, Chordata, Actinopteri, Cichliformes, Cichlidae. The record is from RefSeq and is a predicted model, not a curated record.
UGGAAAACAACAACAACCUGUUAGAGGAGUUAACGCUGAAGAAUAGGCGGCAGCAUGUUUUCUACCGUGAAGGAAAGGGUUGGGGAGGUGCUGUUACCGGGGGACGAGUUUUCCUUCGAGGCCGAAGAGAACAUUUCUCUGACGGUGCCGGUGAAGUCGGAGAAGGUGGUGUGCGGUCCGGGCCUGCGGCGCUGCGGUGACCGGCUAGUGGUGUGUAAGAGCGGCGUGCUGCGACACAAGGAGCCCAACGUGUUCUGGAUCGAUUCCCAACAGAGAAGGUAUGUCCCAGCUAAAGGAGAGAGCAUCAUCGGGAUCGUCACCGCCAAAUCUGGAGAUGUCUUCAAGGUGGACUUCGGAGGGAGUGAGCAGGCGUCUCUGUCCUACCUGGCAUUCGAAGGGGCGACCAAGAGGAACAGACCCAACGUCCAGAUGGGCGACCUGGUGUUUGCUCAGUUCCUCAUAGCCAAUAAGGACAUGGAACCAGAGCUGGUGUGUAUUGACAGCUCAGGACGAGCUAAUGGGAUGGGAGUGUUUGGAACAGGAGGUCUGCUAUUCAGAGUCUCUCUUGGUCUCGUCAGAAGGUAA